Ramularia collo-cygni is the source of this 789-nucleotide messenger RNA. RefSeq lists its product as uncharacterized. Bases 1 to 789 code for a protein of 262 amino acids. NCBI's taxonomy places the organism in Eukaryota, Fungi, Ascomycota, Dothideomycetes, Mycosphaerellales, Mycosphaerellaceae. The transcript has a single exon. The record is from RefSeq and is a predicted model, not a curated record.
AUGGCUUCCAUCAAAGUGGUUCCCACUGUAGCAGCCACAAUCGUCGGAUCGCAUGGUCCUUCGAGUACCGAUCUCACAACCACCGAGUUCACGAAGCUCCAAUAUCACAUCCAAGGUCUCGCAGCGGAACUGAGAGAUAUGAUCCUUGAGAAGACUCUCAUGGCCGCGCUACCCAGUGAACAUGAACUAAUCCUCGCCACGAUCGAGGAUGUGACUUCUGCGCCAGGGAAAGGACCACUCCAGCUACGCGCGAUCCCAUCUUCCACGGAACAGAGCUUCGUAUACAUCUCACCACUACAGUAUAUACCACCCCUCGGACUACAGAUCAACCGCCAGACCAGAGCCAGGUUCGCCAAGAAAUACUACGGCAACACCCCUUUCUUCGUCUGUGACGAUGAGACAUUUCCAAUGCUGCACAACUGCUUCAAAUGGCUCAAGUCACUUACACAAGAACACCGCGAUCUGAUCCAAACCAUCAAGUGUGCUGGAUUCUGGACAAAUCGUUGGUACAGUGGCCUUUCGACAAGGGUCGCACCUCCGCUUGGGCGGAUCCAGUGGACGGCAAACUGGCUUCGUACGAAAGGGGUACAAGAGGUUUUUGAGCUGUGGGAGAGGGAGAGAGAUGGGAAGAAACGUGUCUGCCCUGGAGCUGAUAAGUUCGUGCUUUUGCUGGAGCAUCAGAGGAUUGUCGAUGUGGUCGCUGAAGAGGCGGUUCCGAUUCCGGAGUCCUACUGUUCGUGGAGCAGAGGAGAUGGGACUUUCUAUAGAGAUCAGGAGCAGACUGGUUGA